AAAUUCUUGUCACUUUAAUCACUCAUCAAUUGCAAAGAUGGCAGAAACCAGAUCCGCUUCUGCCGUUAAACCUAAAUCUUUCAAUGAUAAGGACAAGCCAACUGAAGUUCGCUUGAGCAACAUCGUCGCUGCUAAAGCUGUCGGUGAUGCUGUUCGUACAUCUCUCGGUCCCAGAGGAAUGGACAAAAUGAUCCAAGCUGGUAACGGCGAAGUUGUCAUCACUAAUGACGGUGCCACUAUUCUUAAGCACAUGUCAGUUCUUCAUCCAGCUGCUCGUAUGCUUGUUGACUUGUCAGCGGCUCAAGAUAUUGAAGCUGGUGAUGGUACGACAUCUGUUGUUGUAUUGUGUAGCUCUCUCCUUGCUGCUGCCGAAAAGAUGUUGAACAAGGGUAUUCACCCUACCACAAUUGCUGAGUCUUUCCAGCGAGCAGCAGCUAAGGCUGUUGAAUACCUCACCCAGAUGUCUACUCAGUUGGAUCUCGGUGACCGUCAAUCUUUGCUUCGCGCCGCCUCCACCUCUCUUAACUCUAAGAUCGUUUCCCAAUAUUCAUCAUUGCUCGCUCCUAUUGCUGUCGACGCCGUACUUCAAGUCAUUGAUCCCGCUACUGCUCACAACGUUGAUUUGAAGGAUAUCCGUGUUGUCAAGAAGGUUGGCGGUACCAUCGACGACACCGAGCUCGUCAAUGGUCUCGUUCUCACUCAGAAUGUCGUUAAGAGUGCUGGUGGACCCACCCGUAUGGAGAAGGCCAAGAUCGGUCUGAUCCAGUUCCAGCUCUCUCCUCCCAAGCCUGAUAUGGAGAACCAGAUUGUUGUGAACGACUACCGACAGAUGGACAAGAUUCUCAAGGAGGAGCGACAGUACCUCCUCAACCUCUGCAAAAAGGUUAAGAAGUCUGGAUGCAAUGUUUUGCUCAUUCAAAAGUCCAUCUUGCGUGAUGCCGUCAACGAUCUUUCAUUGCACUUUUUGUCCAAGUUGAAGAUCAUGGUUAUCAAGGAUAUUGAACGUGAUGAAAUUGAGUUUAUUUCCAAGUCUCUUGGAUGCAAGCCCGUUGCCGAUGUGGAAUCUUUCACUGAAGAUAAGCUUGGCUAUGCUGACCUUGUUGACGAAGUCGAUUCAUCUGGAUCUCGUGUCGUCAAGAUUACCGGUAUGAAGCACGCUGGAAAGACUGUGUCUGUUCUCUGCCGUGGUGCCAACUCACUUGUCUUGGAGGAGUCACACCGUUCACUUCACGAUGCCCUCUGUGUCGUCAGAUGUCUUGUCAAGAAGAAGGCAUUGAUUGCUGGUGGCGGUGCUCCUGAAAUUGAAGUGUCUCAGAGAUUGAUGGAGCAUGCAAAGACCCUCACUGGUAUGGAACAGUACUGUUUCCAAGCUUUUGCUGAGGCUUUGGAAAUCAUUCCCACUACCCUUGCCGAGAACGCCGGUCUCAACCCUAUAUCCAUCGUCACUGAAUUGCGAAACAAGCACGCUCAUGGAGAGAAGACUGCUGGUAUCAACGUCAAGAAGGGAACUAUCACCAAUAUUUUGGACGAAAAUGUCAUUCAACCCCUCUUGGUGUCUACCAGUGCAAUCGAGUUGGCUGCUGAAACCGUCAAGAUGAUUCUCAAGAUAGAUGAUUUGGUUCAAACCCGAUAAAUAGAACGAACCCCCUUCCUUAGUUAACAAAGAAAAAAAGAAUGAAUGAAAAAAGCACUAUAACUUAGUAACCAGCAGUCUAUUUGAGAAAAAGGAAUGCCGAAAAAAU
Messenger RNA from Umbelopsis ramanniana AG, 1742 nucleotides. RefSeq lists its product as uncharacterized. The transcript is spliced from 8 exons. Gene Ontology annotation, biological process: protein folding. Gene Ontology annotation, cellular component: chaperonin-containing T-complex. The record is from RefSeq and is a predicted model, not a curated record. NCBI's taxonomy places the organism in Eukaryota, Fungi, Mucoromycota, Umbelopsidomycetes, Umbelopsidales, Umbelopsidaceae. The coding region runs from base 38 to 1633 and encodes 531 amino acids. Gene Ontology annotation, molecular function: ATP binding; ATP hydrolysis activity; ATP-dependent protein folding chaperone.